UACUUACCCCAAUGGCUCAACUCCCUUCCUUGGGGGUUUUGUCGCCAGUGGCCUCGGGACCUCGUCUGCUCCUCAUGGAACCCCCGCUCCUUUGCCCUCAGAUCCAUCCUUCCGCGGACCCAACCCUACGAAUAUCCAGAUGGCACAGCUCUGGGCUGCUCACCAUGAAGGUUAUUCACACUUGCCAAGUAGCCUUUACUCUCCCUAUAUUCCCCUCGGUCACUUGGAGCACCCGGCCAGCAGCAGCCCCAUCCUGGCACAGCUCACCCAGCACAGCCUGUAUGAGGCUCAGAAAGACGGGUAUUAUUUACCCAGCCAUGCAGGCCAAACGUCCCUCCACACUACAACCCACCCCCAGGCCGCCAUCUCGCGAACACCAACAAGCCACGCCUCCAUCCUGCGGGAGAAGGAGAUGUGCCACCCUCACAAAAAUGUGAAAGAGGUGGAGAAGUAUCUGGGCAGGGAGGCCAAGGAGAAACUGUACAGGACUGAGGUCAAUCUCAACAUGGGUAAAAGAGAGAGGGACAAGGCCCAGAGGGAGGAGUCGGCCAGGCCCAGGAGCGUAGUGGACCUCACACAAGAUGCACGGACUGAUAACGAUCGGAGGAUGCACGCCCUCGACAAGCCUAUAAAGACAGCGGAGCACCUCUCCGGCCUUCACAGCCAUGCCCACCACUCCCCAAACCGGGGUCUGGGAGAACAACCAAAGGCUAAGAACCCUCUGCAGACCUUGUCUCUCAGCAAUUGUAACAGCGGCUCCAGUUCCUCGCUCAGACUCUCGGGACACGAGCUAGAAAGGUGCGGCAAGGACUCAGUCAAGCACGACGAGAACAUGAGGCCUCUGUUGCACGUCCCCACAGACAAGCCCAGGAAGUGCGAGGCGCUGCCCACCUCCAUGGGCUCGCUGCCCGUUCCCUGCGGCUGCCCCAACUCCCACCCCUCCCAGACUGUCCGCAUCCCUUCCUCCAGCACAUUCCCUCCUCUUCCCGUCCAUUCCAGCCUCUACACCAUAUUCCCCACUGCCAGGGAGCCGGGGAAAGAACAUAAAGUCAUUGCACCCACCUUUGUGCCUUCCGUUGGGUUUUACGAUGACAGAAAUGGGCCCAUUCAGAUAGCUUCUCAGGCGAGAGAUAAUAAAAACGACAAAAAUAAAGACAAGGACCUUGGUAAAAACGCCGGCGACAGAGCAGGCAUUUUGCAGUCCACCUGUGAAAGGACCCCGACUGAGGCCUCCCGAUUAAUGCUAACACAGGACCUGCCCACGCACUUGGACCUCAAACGGGUAGAGAGCGUGAGGGAGGAGGGGUCGGUCAUUCGGUCUAACUCUUUAGCCACAAAGCGGCCAGUGAAUUGCGAGGUGUUUGUGAGCAGGGCAGGCCACAGUCCGGCCGAGAUUCGAGGCUUGAACAGCGCGGUGUCAUCAUUGUCUAAGGACUUGGUCAAGUCGGGUUUCGAGGCCGAUCAGAGGACACAGGAGCGGGAGAGGUUCCAUAGGUCUGGUCUGAAGGAUUCCUGUAAAGUGUACAACGGCAUGGACGUGGGCAGGCUGCACUUGGAGCAGGCACAGCUAAAGCGUUCCGGCACUCCUGAGACCAAGUGGAAGCCGUUCGAGAUGGCCACUUACGCCACCACCCAGAUGGCGGCCCUGGCAGCUCAGCACAGUCAUGGGCUGCGUCCCGAGGACGAGCAGAAGAAGGUGUUCCUGGACCCCGCAACCCUGCAGCGACCGGGGGGGGUGGGGAACCCCAGCGAGGUGUCCGCCAUGCAGAGCCUCAUCAAGUACAGCGGCAGCUUUGCCAAGGGCUCGGCGGGGAGGUCUGGCAGUGGCAAGAAGAGCCCGUUCGGGGUGGGCAACAUGAAGAACGACCCACACGGAGCCUCCAAGUUACAGCAUCUGCCGCUCCAGCAGCUCAGCAAACAGCUGAAGAGGGACCCGGAGAGGCCCGAGAGUGCAAAGUCCUUCGGGAGGGAGGGCAGCGGGUCUCAGGGCGAGGUGGAGGUCAGGCACCCGCCCGUGGGCAUCGCAGUGGCUGUCGCCCGCCAGAAGGACAACAGCAGCAAACCCAGCGCUGGGGUGAUGGAUCGUGAUCGCUCGCUCUCCAUGAACAGUAUGAAAGGACACGGCCGUACGGAUGAGGAGAGAAGUGAGGAUCGUCACCGGCACCGGGAGGAGCACCUCAUCGCCCGGGAGCAGGAGAAGCUGCUCAGGGACAGUAAGGAGAUGGUGGAUUUUGCCCGGAUACACCCCUCGAGCUGCAGCACCACUAACCUGAACUCUAACCUGAUGGUGAUGGGAGGCCCAGCUCUGGCUGGUUCAGGACGCUGGCCUGCUGACCCCACCUCACACUUAGCCACGCACCCCUGGCUCCCUCGCACGGGCAGUCCCUCCAUGUGGUUGACGGGACAUCCUUACGGACUAAGUCAUCCAUCGUUACACCAGGGCAUUCCAGCUGGAUUUCACCCCAGCAUUCCCAGCUCUAUGCCAUCAGCGUACCAGCUCGCCAGAGACCCUCAGUCUGGGCAGCUGGUGGUCAUCCCAACAGAACAUAUACCGCACUUUGCUGAGCUGAUGGAGCGAGCUCCCCCACUUUGGCCAGCCAUGUACCCAGGGCCUGCGGGGGGCUCCCUACAGCACGCACACCAGCUCCAGCUCCUCUCCCACCAGCAGCUCCUCCGCCAGCACGAGCUGUAUGUGCUGCAGCAGCAGGCUGCCCACGCCAUGGAGAUCCAGCGCAGCGCACAGCUCGUCGAAAGGUUGAAGGCCACUGAGCACAGGAGUGAAAUGGAAGAGAAAGUGUGUAAGAGAAGUUCUGAGGGAAGCAAGUCUGGCCUCAUGAUGACCUGCUCCUCUUCAGGAAUGUUACACAAGAGACAUCCGUGCCAUUCCCCAGGACCAUCCACCUCCUACAAUAAAACUGUCACCCCACCUCUCCCUGCCCACGCUCCCUCUCCCAUGUUGAAACUGAAGUCUGAUGCCAGGCAGGAGAUGGAGGAAGCUUUGCCCCCACGACCUUACCACUUACCGUCUCCGACAUCUCGUCCGUCCAGCCCUCCCCAGGCCUCGCCCCCGCCCACUCCCCCUCUGCCCCAGAAAGAGGAAGCCUCCCAGGAACCCGACAAGAAAAGCUUGGAGAAGGAGGCGUCUGCCUCCUUUCAGGCCUUGUUUCCCGAGAUUGCGCCAGGAUAUCCUUAUCAGUCUCUCCCCACAUCGUUCGGCAGCCACUACCCUUACCUGCUGCAGCCGGCGGCUGCAUCGGACGCUGAUGGCUUGGCCCCGGAUGUGCCCCUGCCAGCCGAGCCCUCUGCGCCCAUGCCCUGCUCCAUCACACCCUCCUCGCCAGGCGCCAAGCCCAUUCGCCUGCACUCCCCAACGACAGAGGAGCACUUGCAGGCCACGAUGGACGCGGAACCUAUUGAGACCAAAGUGGAACACGAAGACCUGAUUGAACUUGAGGAGAGCAAGACCCUGUGUGAUCAACACGCGGAGCUGCAGAGCAAACCCCUGCCGUUUGUGCGGGAAAUGAGCAGUGAACCAACGAACUUGACCACAGAACCCAAAGUCACACCUGUCAUGGAGAGCCAAGAAGAUGCCCCAGGCUGCCCAUCAACUUAUAGGAUGCUGGCUUGUGCUCCUCAGUUGGAGGCUAAGGUUGAGCUUCAACAGGUCCAGGACAGCUCACCUCGAAUAGACUUUGAAGACACUUUGGCACAGUCUGAAAUGGACAUCUCAAAGGUGGAGGAACUCGCACACCACAACGAGCAUUGUUUCAAAACCGAGCGAGUGGACAAUGAGAGUAGUGGUGAAGGUGUAUUGCAUGGUGGGCCUUCAGAAGUUACAGACCAUGCCCUGGAGAACUUUUGUGACUUGAAAGAAGAACUGCUGCGGUUUCAGAUCCCCGACGUUGCGGUCCCGGACAUCAAGCUUGAUGACCCGAUGGCUGGGUUGAAUGCCUUGAUGGCUGCGGUGGAGCUCCCUCAGGUCUCAUCGCUGCCCAUUCAGACCAUCACAACCACCGUCCUCACAAUGCCUCCUGACUUCCAGGUGGCUGACAGCUCUGCCCUCAUCGGCAUUGCCCUCCUCAGUGAAAUAGCCGAGCUUGAGCUGGAACGCCGCAAUUCCAGCGAGCUGCAACGACUGGAAGGGGGUGAGGUCCACCUGGAUUUGGAAAGCCUACUUGCUGCCAGCACACAGGUACUGAUGAUGGACGCCAUGACUAACAUCAGCACAGAUGUUCUGAAGGACACACAUUGUGGUGCCCCGAUGAUCAGACUCUCUCGUGAGCUGAACCCUAAUAAACGCUACAGCUGGAUGCAGAAGAAGGACGAGCCGAUGUUCUCCAUUAAAUCUGCCAUCGAGGGGAUGGAUGCCAUGGAGGUGGAUUACAGGAUGAGGUUGGCAGAGCUACAGAGGAGAUACAAGGAGAAACAAAGGGAGCUGGCCAAACUCCAGAAGAGGAGAGAUUCUGAGGAAACCCGAGAUGAGAAAAGCAGGAGUUUGGGGAGGAGGGGACCUGGAAGGCCACGAAAGAGGAAACACGGCUCGAGUACUGCUUCACUGUUUGUCGAUAGAGGGAAAGGUGACUACAAGAGUGGGAAGCAUUUGAGAGGAUUCCUGCUGUGUGAUGAGAUGGAGAUGGGCGAAGGAGCCAGAAAAAGAGUCAAAGGACUGAACCAGGAUGAAGAGGAUCAGCUGGAGAGCGUGAGCGUGAGAAUGAAAGGGAGAAGUCAGAUGUGGGAUGAUCACAACGCCUCUUCUAGCUUUUACCUUGAGAGCCACGUUAAACCCAAGAAGAGGAAGGUCAGUGAACAGGACCAGUUGGCUACCAAGCUGCACCAAACGCUCUCGCUAACUAAACUAAAGUCACCCUUUAAGUUUGCAGAUGGUUCCAUGGGGAGGCAGAAAUGUACCUCCAUGGACAACUGUCGGCACCUGGGCAACCCCCACGAAGAUUUUCUGAGGAGAGACGGGAGGAAGGCACUGCACAAAAGCACUGCCGGCUCACAGCACAUGCUCUCCUCCAAAGAGAGCAAACUCAAACUGGCCGUCAAGGGCAAGAAGAUGGAAUGCAGCUCGAAGAUGAAGGGUAGGAUGACGCCUUCUCACUGUCCAGCAAGGUCUGGGCUCAGCAGUUACUCCUACCAUACUGACUCGGAGGAGGAUGAGGAGGAUGAUGAUGAGGAGGAGAUGGUAAAAGAUGACUGGCCAAUGCAGUCCACCUCAAGCGCGUCCGAGCGAUCGGGCUCCAAACAGAAGGCGUCCGCGCUCUAUGCCUCAAUAUCAAAGAGAAACAAGGUUUCGCUGGUAACAGCGCAGACCAAGAGACUAGUGUCUGCUGCAGGGACUAUCAGACCUAAACGAGCAACCGAGAAGACAAAACUCAAGCACUUUGCCUUGCUGCUGGAGGAGGCUGAGGCUGGAUCUUCCUUUAGCGACAGUUCGGACGACUCAUUCAACCAAGAUUCCACCUCUGAGGAAGAGGACUACAGGGACGAUUGCAGCGAUGGUCUGUCCUCUCCCGGGCUGGACGAGAGUGGGCUGGGUCUCCUCGCCAGGUUUGCUGCCAGCGCAAUGCCCAGCCCCAUCAUGACCCCCCCUGUGUCCGUGGUUCAACUGGAGGCCAAACAGAAAGCCAAGAAGAAGGAAGAAAGACAGAGCUUGAUGGGUACUGAAUUUGAAUACACGGACUCUGAGAGCGACAUCAAAAUCAAACAGAAGCUGCCGGGUUUCCUCAGGACCAAGAAAUCCAUACAGGAGCAGAGUGGGAUCAUUCCCAGCAGCUGCCCCGAGCAGCAGAGCCCAGACAAGCUGCGGGGGGUGGAGAAGGGGGAGAAGGGUAAGAGAGUCCGCAAGCUGAAGGAGAAAUUCCCCAAGGAGUUCACCUUUGACUUUGGGCCCGAAGUGAGCGACGAUGACCUGUGGAACCGGAGGAGAAGCGAGAGGAUAUUCCUGAAUGAUGUGAGCACGUCCGCCAUGCUCUCGCCCAGCGCUCCCCUCUCCUCCCCCCCACCUGUCAAGGCCAGCCGCUGUGUGAAGACCCCAACCCUCAGCCCGAAGAAGGAGCUUAACAAGGUGAAAGACAAGAAGAAGAAAGGGAAGGAUUUGCAUCCCUGUUUACCUUCGCCCCAGUUAGCGAUUGGACUUCCUGAGGCCACAGUCAGCCUGACCUGCAGCUCAAGCCCUUGCAAGAAGAACAAAGUCAAAGUAAAACCAAAGGAUGGGAAGAAAGAGCAGGCUCGCUCCAAGGGUGGCGCUGUCAGUAAACUGAUGGAGAGCAUGGCAGCCGAUGAGGACUUUGAGCAGAAUCAAGACAGCAGCUUCUCUGAAGAUGAGAACUUGCCGCUAAGCAAGCUUACAGAGAGGCCUUCAACACCAGCUCCUCGCUCUUGUGUGAUCGACAAGGACGAGCUGAAGGAUGGACUACGGGUCCUGAUCCCGAUGGAUGACAAACUGCUCUACGCUGGAUACGUGAAAACCGUCCAUUCCUCCGAUAUAUACCGUGUGGUGGUGGAGGGGGAGAGAGGGAACCGUCCUCACAUCUACUCUUUGGAACAACUCCUUCAGGAAGCGAUUAUUGAUGUUAAACCUCCCUCGGUGAGGUUCCUGCCUGAAGGUACCAGAAUAGCUGCCUACUGGAGUCAACAGUAUCGCUGCCUGUACCCGGGAGCUGUUGUCACAGGAAGUCCUGAUCCCGAUGAAGAUGAAGAUCUGAUAACAGUGGAGUUUGAUGAUGGUGACACCGGGAGAAUCCCUCUUUCCCACAUCCGCCUCCUGCCUCCAGACUACAAGAUUCAAUGUGCAGAGCCAUCGCCCGCUCUCCUCGUCCCCAACACCAAGAGACGAAGCAGAAAGUCCAGCAAAGACACAGUGGACGGCAAAGACACCUCCUCGAUUCAGGCCCCAGAGAGCGUCGCAGCUAAAGCCAAGGGCCGCGGGAGAAAAGCAUCUGCCAAGAGCAAAACGGGAAACGAAGCCGUGGCAGAAGAUGGUGCCGAGGUGGUGGGAGGGUCUGAGAUCCAGAUCAGCGAAGACCCCCAGAGCAAAGCAGGGCUGAAGACCAGGAAGAACGUGCAGAAGCCGAACUCCGUCGGAGCUUCGUGCCAGACGCUGAGUGAGAAGAGGAAGAAGAUGGCCAAAGCCAAGAUGGUCCCCAAGUCGAGUGCCCAGCUGCAGACCGUGUACCCGCCUCCCAUCUUUGGCAAUGCUCUCGGUGCGGAGACCUACAGUGACCCGGUGGGAGCGCUGGGCUCGUUCACUGUGGCAGAGAGCUCCGGGGUAAAGGCCAAGGUGAGGAAGGGGAAGAAAGCGGAAGAGUCGGUAGAUUUUGGGAACGUGGGCAAAGGUCCGAGGAAGCAACUGGAAGCCGAACUCCUCGUCAAGUUAGAUCACGAGGGCGUCAUGUCGCCCAAGACCAAAAAGACCAAAGCGAUGAUGUUGGAGGAUCAGAACCUCACGGGCAAAAUGGACAAUAAGAUUCUGCUGAACCGGCCGUACACGGCCACGCCUGUGGGCGGCGACGUGAAGCAGAGACUCUCAAAGACCAAGGCGGCCAAAAAAGAGCCACAGAAGCAAAACUCUGCUUACCCCCCGGGGGGCUAUGGUGGUGGGGCUGGUGAUCUGAUCAAAUGCAAAGCCAAGGAGAAGACAGAGGCUGAGAGCAGUGGGAGCAGCAGCAGCAGCCCCGAGUCUGAGGGUGAGGACGAGGGAGAUAGGAACCUGCGAGAAGUUCGAGCACACAGCACCUCCACCAGCUCCAGAGCCUCCUCGCCCAUAUCUUCAUCGUCUCAGUCUUCGUCUUCAAGCUCCUCAUCUUCCUCCUCCUCCUCUUCCUCCUCAUCGUCCACCUCCACCACCGACGAGGACUCGUCCUGCAGCUCGGACGAGGAAUCCGCUUACCCGGCUCCUUCUGCGCCGGCCGUGACCUCUCCCACCCCUCACCCCGAGCCCCUGCACCCCAAGCAGAGCCAGUCGGCCCCCUAUCCCCCAGCCCAGGGGCAGAAACAGAAGCCGCAGUCGGGCAAUGGCAAAGCCAAGCCCAAGAAGCGAGAGGGGAUCCACCUGCCCACGACCAAGGAGCUGGCGAAACGGCAGAGGCUGCCGUCGGUGGAGAACAGGCCCAAGAUCGCAGCCUUUCUCCCUGCCCGACAGCUUUGGAAGUGGUUUGGGAAGCCCACUCAGAGGAGAGGAAUGAAGGGCAAAGCAAAGAAGCUCUUUUACAAAGCUAUCGUGAGAGGCAAAGAGAUCAUCCGCAUCGGAGACUGUGCCGUCUUCCUCUCUGCCGGCCGCCCCAACCUCCCCUACAUCGGCAGGAUUCAGAGCAUGUGGGAAUCCUGGGGGAGCAACAUGGUGGUGAGAGUCAAGUGGUUCUACCAUCCUGAGGAGACCAACCUGGGCAAGAAACUGAACGAUGGGAAGCGCGCUUUGUACCAGUCUUCGCACAUAGACGAAAACGACGUGCAGACCAUCUCUCACAAGUGCCAGGUGGUCAACCUGGAUCAGUACGAGCAAAUGGUGAAAACCAAGAAGUACCAGGACAGCGAGGACCUGUAUUACUUGGCAGGAACCUACGAGCCGACCACAGGCAUGAUCUUCAACUCCGAUGGUGUCCCUGUCAUCUGCUAGUCACAGCCCCAGACAGAGCCACGGCCUGGAAUCCGAGCGUCCUGAAGACAGCCUUGGGGAUUUCCCAACCAGCGCCACUGAGUUGGCUUUCUCUCAUCUGGUCCAUAGCCUUUUUUUCUUAAGAGCCAGAAGCCUUCAGUGACUGCCUCUCAACACUGGUGGAGCUGACAACUUCCCUUAAAGUGGGGCAACUGGGCGAAACGUUGGUAUCACGCACUUACUUGAGAUGAACGUCAAGAGGAUUGGAGCCACAGCGCCCGAGGCUCUGGAUGUCUGUGGUGGGUCUCACACACACACACACCCCACCCCCCCUCUUGGGGACACUGCCUUGUGGCUAUGGGGGUCCCCAGGCCCAGCUUAGAGUUGGGUGGUCUCAGUUUCUCUUCAGACUGACCGACUGACGGAACCUCCACUGAGCUUCAAGCAUGUUGGAAACACAAAAAGACAAAAGUUUUAGAAGAGAUACUAUAUAAUUGUAUUUUUCUACAGCACAGUAAUGCUUCCUUCCCCAGCCUCAAUGUGUUGAGCUGGGGGGAAUAGGGAAGCCCCUUUAUGUACAGUAUGUCAGAAUAGUUACUAAUAUCAAAUACAUAACUAUGGAGUCUUUUUUUUGUAAGAAUGACUGUGAAAAUAUUAUCUAUGAAAGAUAAGAGAGGGGUUUACGGCCCUAUUUAUAGCGCG
Messenger RNA from Callorhinchus milii (elephant shark), 9301 nucleotides. It is a transcript of the gene tnrc18, whose product is annotated as trinucleotide repeat containing 18. Lineage: Eukaryota; Metazoa; Chordata; Chondrichthyes; Chimaeriformes; Callorhinchidae. Gene Ontology annotation, molecular function: chromatin binding. The record is from RefSeq and is a predicted model, not a curated record.